Molecule: messenger RNA, 1224 nt
Organism: Aspergillus niger
Lineage: Eukaryota; Fungi; Ascomycota; Eurotiomycetes; Eurotiales; Aspergillaceae
Exons: 10
Coding region: 1-1224 (407 amino acids)
Source: RefSeq, a predicted model, not a curated record
AUGUGGUCCUGGGACAAACUCAGGUUGAUAGAUGGAGUGACUGGAGACGUCUCCAUGCAUAGCAGGGGCCUAAGCGACAAGUUCCAGCCCUGUGGUGUCUCUAGGGUUAUGGAUACUGUCGAUGAUGAUCAGCCAUUGACUGCAUCCGCGGCCAUCGAAAAAGAUACCGCCCAGUCUGGUCUGUCGAAGACAGAAGUGGAGAGACGGUGGAUCGACGUCUGCCCAGCCAGCAGAUCGUGGAGCCCAGGACUCCUUGACCUGGGACUGGGGCCGGAGCUGUCAUUGAGCCAUGCCACGGCGCAGAGGCCAGGUAACCUGCAAGAAGCGAUUAUCUCCGAGUCUGUCCUUUCCAUAGUGCCUGGUAAUGGCCUGUGCCCCUGGUCGACAUCAGGGGCAGGGAUGAGCAGAGCAAGGGAUGCAGAGGACUGUCAUACUUUCUCCCCUGUCAACACUAUCAUAAACCUCGAAAUGAUUGAUUCAUUUCUGGACAAGCACUUCAACUUGGGGGCCAAAGUACCGUACAGGCGGAAAUUCGUGUCUCUAUCUACAGCCCGUGAGGAGACUCGACGGAUAGACCAUCACUUUUGUCAAACAAUGCUGAUUGAUCGGAAAGCAGCAUCUGGUGCUGCGCAUUCGGCUCUGGUGACCCUCACUCGUCGCCACCGCACUGAUAGUUCCACGCAGAGCCAUGUCCAUUGGUUGAUCAGUACGCCUACACUUUGGAUUGACCGAAGUGGGGUCUGCGUCAAGAUCUCGUACCAGCCAAAAGGAGUUGGUGAUCAUGAACUAGUCGUGGAUAUGGAGUAUUUGUCGCCUAAGUUUGACGAUAUGGAGACGAGGCAGCUGGUUGCCUUCUGGUCAGACAGCGAGCGUCUGGACAGGGUACUGUACGCACUUCUGCAGUCAGACGGAGUACUCCGUCCAGGCACCUCCAUUCAGAGUCCGCAAACUGACUGUGUGCAGGUCGACACGAAGAAUGAGUCAAUUGUAUGCAAGUACUUUUGGCAAGUGGGCACACCGUGGCCCUGGUCGGCUACUGGUGUGCUGACCAUUCUGAGUCCUCGUACUUUGGAUGGCUCUAAUGGAUUAUGGACGGGGACCACGAUAGUGGCUUUUCGAGGGAAUCUGUCAGAAUAUUCUGAAUCUUCCGGGACGAUGAAUCAGACAAAGGAUUUCCGGCUUGUUUACAACAGCACUGGCCAGUUGUCGCGCGAGUGUUGGUGA